GCACAUACGCACCGGCAUUCGAUCGAGACACAGCUUUGGCGGCGGGGGGUUGACCAUCGCGACGUCACACCGUCCGCGCGCCGUCGCCGAUCGAUCGACUACCAUCUUACCGCACCACCACCACCAUUGAGUCAGGAAUGUAGUUAACUACGAUGCACAUAACGUCGGGUUUGUCGCCGGCGUCCGGCGAGAUGCUGGACGCCACCGUUAAUCUCUACGGCGAUUCAGGAGAGCAAUGCGGGUUCUUUGCUAUGGACCACGCGGUCCCAGAAUCUUCGCACACUGUUGAAAUCGAAUAUGUGUAUGAGCAACCUGAAGCUUAUGCGUAUUGCACUGAGGAACCGACAGAAAUACAAGUGGAGCAACCUACAAUUGAUGUGCCUCCACCGCCGAAGAAGAGCCAACAGAAACAACAGACAAAGGUUGCCGAAGAAGAGCCGGAAACUGAUUUGACGAAUCUAACGUGGUUACAGAACAUAACUAAUAUAAUGGCAGUGCCACAAUUUCCUAUACCGCCGAUGUCGCCUAACCCACAAGUGAAACCGCAACCUCAGAACACGAGGCUGCAGAAGUUUAAUCAGACAUUAGCAAAGUGCCAGAAAGAUUUUAUGGAGAACAAAGCAGAAUAUCAAAAGAACAGCGAGAGAAAGCCACCUUAUUCGUACAGUACGCUUAUAUGCAUGGCCAUGAGGUAUAAUAAUGACAAGGUGACCUUAUCGGCUAUUUAUUCCUGGAUCAGGGAGAACUUCAAGUAUUACAGGAACGCGGACCCCACAUGGCAGAAUUCCAUAAGGCACAACUUAUCUCUAAACAAAGUGUUCGUCAAAGUGGCGCGCUCAAAACAAGAGCCGGGCAAAGGAGGCUUCUGGAAGCUCGACCUCGCUCAUUUAGAAGGAACUAAGCGAAUUUCCAAUAGACCUCAUAAAAAGAAAAAGAACAAUGAACAAAAAUUUGAUCCAAAAAUUGCUGAGGAGAAAAUCGCAGUCGACAACAUUCCUCAAGUGGAAAGUGUAGAUAUUAUGGCUAAUGAAAUCAACCAAGCUGUGACGUUACAUUUGCCGGAGUUCCAUCUUCCAACAUUGCCGGACAUUGACAUGGAGGCCAACAUUGGAGCAAAUGUUAUUGUUGAACCGGUGGCGCCUCCACCGCUGAUACCAGAGGACGAUCUAUCUUCCUGGCUGCUAAAUCCUACAGACUGGGAGGAUCUACAGUUGGAUGUUCUCGACAACUACUUAGACUCGUGUUUCAAGUAAGUUACUGUCAAAUAAAGAGUUUAAAAGGGUCGUUUAAAAAAAACUACGGCGUCUGCGAAAGAAGUUAUUUUUUAUUAAUGAAUAAAUUGUCUUUUUGAUAUAAGGUAGAAGUUUGCACUAAAAUUCAAAGAAGUUUUCGUAUUUGCAUAGAUUUUAGAAUUUCGUGAAAUUUUAAUGAAUAUUAGUGACCUUUGACAUUAACAAAGUAUUUCUUAGAUAAAUUACUGCAAUUGUAAUACAAAGGAUUAAAGAUUAUUAGACGUUGCUCAAUCAAAGCUCAGUUGGUUAAAUUAGUGCGAUUUUAAUAAAAAAUAAUUAGUUUUGUGUAAAAAAGAAUUUAUUGAAAGAAAUGAACACAUUUUAAUUUUACAUAAAUAAACUAUAUAUACACAUUUGUAGUAAUAUAAAUACUAUGUAUAUACAAAGUAGGUGCCUUAUCCUAAUACAUAAAAGUCAUCAUUUUUUUAAAAUAUUUGUGAUAAUGACGACAAUUUUACCGCUCAGUAUUAGACGUACAAUUAAACGGAUAAAAGCUUAAAUUAAAAAUCAAUAGUAGU
Messenger RNA from Vanessa tameamea, 1810 nucleotides. RefSeq names its product forkhead box protein J1-B-like. Gene Ontology annotation, molecular function: DNA-binding transcription factor activity, RNA polymerase II-specific; RNA polymerase II cis-regulatory region sequence-specific DNA binding. The record is from RefSeq and is a predicted model, not a curated record. NCBI's taxonomy places the organism in Eukaryota, Metazoa, Arthropoda, Insecta, Lepidoptera, Nymphalidae. Gene Ontology annotation, biological process: regulation of transcription by RNA polymerase II. The transcript is spliced from 3 exons. The coding region runs from base 153 to 1253 and encodes 366 amino acids.